AUGGGGGCAGCGCUAGGUGGAUCAUGCGGAGGGAGAACCAAGGAGGUUGCUGGGAGCGAGUGCGACGGACCUCCUCCAGGUGAACAACCGCCCGAAUUGGACGCGUGGAUCGACCACAGCACCUGGCCAGGCUUACGCUCCAUCGUGACCGAGGCAUACCAAAUCUCAAGCCGCGAGCGCUGGUCCAAGUUCUUGGGUGCGGGUCUGCUGGACGCGGCUUCGGACGGCAACCUCGCGGGCGUCAGGCAGCUACUGGCCGCCGGGGCCCCCCUCCAUGCGCGUGACCUGGAAGGGCACACUCCGCUUCACCGCGCUUCGGUGGCGGGACACGCAGGCGUGGCUGAGCAGCUCCUCAGCAGCGGCGACGGCAGGGCACCACCCUUGGGUGGGGCAAGCCCAUCGUCCAGCGGGAUGGUGCCGGAGCCGCCUAGCCUCAAGUGGCAGGCCAGCAUGGAAGGGCCCGUGCUGGUGCCCUCCGUGUCUCUGGUAAAACGGACAACGCUGGAUGCUCGCGAUCACUCGGGCUCGUGCCCGAUACACCUUGCUGCGGCGUGCGGACACGCAGACGUCGUCCAGGUCCUGCUCCAGCAUGGCGCGGACGUCUCGGGCUCGAACGGCGUGGCGCAAAGCCCUCUCCACACAGCGGCGGCCGGACUGGACUCCGGAGACUGCGUGCGCCUCCUGCUGGGCGCGGGAGGGGACUUGAAGGCGAGAGACAGCGCCGGCAGAACGCCUCUGCACGUCGCUGCCUCCGCGGGGAACGCGAUGGUUGUAUCGAUCUUGGUGGACGGCGGCGCGGAACUGGAGGCCAGGGGGAACAUCAGCAACCGCACGCCUCUGCACGAGGCUUGCGCGAGCCUGAAUGCGGGGAGCGUUAAGCGGUUGCUGCAGCACGGAGCGGACGAGCGCGCGGUAGACAUCGAUGACCUCACGCCGGAGAACAUGGUUUGCGAGAGAAUGACCGAGGAGCAGAAGGCGGCAGAUCCUACAAUCGCUCCAGUUGGAGAAACCAUUUGCCGCAUGCUGGCCGAUGCACCCCAAGACAGGCUGUGGCGGCGUCGGCGACUGUUGCCGUUGUUGCAUUGGCGCCAGCCACCGCCCGCUUUCGACACGGGACCGGGUACAGCCGUUACCGUUGAUGCCGGGUCAGGUCAGUCCAUCUUCGAGCUUGUGGUGUGCGAGGAAGAGGGCAUCAUGCGCAACAUCGUGUCCUAUUUGUGACCCCGCGGCCUGGGAGGUGAGCGCGCGGGGUGCCGCCUCGGGCGUCGAUGGCACAAGUGUCCCGAUUUUGCGACCACCGAGAGGAGGGAUACGAUUUCAAACGUCUCGUGGCGUAGGCACUGCUGGGAGAAGCAGCGUGCCCAUCCUGACCGGGGUCCAACUCUGGUGCCCCAUGCAUUCUCUCUGUGUAUGUAUCCAAGGAGCAGCUGUGUGCAUGUGUCCCGCCUGUAUAUUCAUGUAGGGGUUGUAUUGUAGAUAUGGGGAAUGACGUCAAUAUUUUGAAGGAUAGGGUACAUAGACAUUGAACCUACAGUGGAACCAGCUCCUGCGCAAACACCAACUGGCGCACGGCGCACAGCGAAUGCAAAUCGAAACCUCUCUCUCUUAUCGAGAGCAGUAGGAAUGGCGACGGCUUCCGCACGGUAAUAUCUCUUCGAGCUUAAGAACCUACAAGUAUUGGCCGAGACUGGGGUUCCUACUUCCUCGAGAUUAUGUGACGAAUGACCGCUAUAUCGGUUUUAGCGUAGGGUUUAACCGAGCUCACAACAUGGUGCUCAGUUCUUGGGUUUCAAAGUCUUGGAGGCUAUAUCAAUUUCUUUACUGCCAAAUCCGUAAGUGCGGGCGCUAAGCUGUUUGUCCGCCCUUAGGGACGGAACCUAACGGGGGCUAAAAUAGGCUGUGCUAUGAGAUUGGUUUUAUGUUCGAAAUGUAUUCGUGCGUUUUUGCACCCUCCAGUUCUUGAUGGGGUGUGUGCUGCAGAAGUGCGUAAAGGGGGGAGUCUUAGAAAGCUCGGAUGCAGCAGGCAAAACAUCUCGGGGCACACCGAUGUUCUACGUCAUAAAUGUACCCGACGAGGCGAGUCACGGUCGUUGACUGAUCGCACGGCUUCCUUCGGUGUCCGGGCUGGAGAAGCGAAGGAAAUGCCUAUUUCUCCCUUGAAGUGGGGCGAUACAAGAGCCUGGAUUUUGGGUAGGACGAUACCAGUUUCCCACCCUCAGUUCAAAAUCAUGACCGACCUCCCGUGUCUAUGUGCUGUGCCUUCAUCAACCUACUUUGGUUUUCGGAAAUGGAGACGCACAUGGAUGCGGAGUUUUAGAUAAAGUU
Messenger RNA from Ectocarpus siliculosus, 2325 nucleotides. NCBI's taxonomy places the organism in Eukaryota, Phaeophyceae, Ectocarpales, Ectocarpaceae. The record is from the annotation of a GenBank genome assembly.